Cydia fagiglandana is the source of this 2065-nucleotide messenger RNA. RefSeq names its product pro-resilin-like. Gene Ontology annotation, molecular function: transcription coactivator activity. Gene Ontology annotation, biological process: positive regulation of transcription by RNA polymerase II. The transcript is spliced from 6 exons. Gene Ontology annotation, cellular component: RNA polymerase II transcription regulator complex. The record is from RefSeq and is a predicted model, not a curated record. Lineage: Eukaryota; Metazoa; Arthropoda; Insecta; Lepidoptera; Tortricidae. The coding region runs from base 1 to 1542 and encodes 513 amino acids.
AUGAAGGCGUUCGUUCCUUUAAUUUGUUUAUUGUCCCUGGCGGCCGCCGAACCUCCUCUUGGCGACGGUUACGCCGCGGCUCGAUCAGGCCAUGACCACGGACACUCCCACGGUUCCAACCUCGGCCGUUCUCUCUCCACUGAAUACGGACCCCCUGGGGCCUCAAGUCGGUCCCUAUCCCAAGAAUACGGGGCACCCAGCGCUAGAGGUCUCAGCCAAGAGUACGGCGCGCCAAGCGCCAGGGGUCUCUCUCAAGAAUACGGGGCACCUAGUGCUCGAGGUCUCUCACAGGAAUAUGGAGCGCCAAGUGCUAGGGGACUCUCUCAAGAGUACGGAGCUCCAAGCGCCAGGGGACUAUCGCAAGAAUAUGGUGCCCCUAGUGCCAGAGGACUUUCACAAGAGUACGGUGCCCCCAGCGCUAGAGGAUUGUCUCAAGAAUAUGGAGUUCCCAGUGCCCGAAACCCUUCUGAAGAAUACGGAGCCCCAAGCGCUCACGGCUUAUCCUCUACCUACGGCGCUCCUUCCCAAGACUUCUCCCGUGGACUCUCUCAGGAAUACGGAGCUCCUGGACUAAGAAAUGCACCUUCAGACUCUUAUGGCGCACCUGGCUAUAGAAAUACCCCUUCGGAUUCUUAUGGAGCACCCCUGUCUUCUGGUCUUCAAGAUUUCCGAUCAGCUCCUUCUGAGGCAUAUGGUGCUCCGUCUGCUAGAAGUUUUGGGUCUCCGUCUCAGAAAUAUGGCGCUCCUGCUCGUAACUCUUUCCGAUCAAACUCGUUAUCUCAAGAAUAUGGCGCUCCUUCCACCCGAUCUCAAGGUUUCUCUGGCAGAAACUCUUUCAAAUCCACUAAAGGCCGUUCUGGUUACUCUAGCCCUUCGUCUACAUACGGUGCUCCUAGUGGAAGGUCUUCUGACUCUUAUUCCCAAGGGCAUAAGGCUGGUUCUUCGUUCGCAAGCGCCCGUUUGUCGGAUACCUAUGGAGCGCCCGAUGCAAGGAGUCUCUCGGAUACCUAUGGAGCGCCUGCUUCAAGGAGUCUCUCGGAUACCUAUGGAGCGCCCGCUGCAAGAAGUCUUUCGGAUACUUAUGGAGCACCGAACAGCAGAUCUGCGGGAUUGAAGACUAAUGCUUUUGCUUCGUCUUUCGCUUCUGCCAGAUCCCCCUCCUCCAAAUACGGCGCCCCUUCCCCCUUCGACGCCAUGCCGUCCGAACAAUACGGCGUUCCUGAGCAGUACGACUCUCUCUCCAGUCAGGGCUACGGGUACGCCAGGGGCGCUCUUGAUGAGCUGAACCAGGAGCCAGCGAACUACGACUUUGCUUACAAAGUGAACGACUUAGAAUCUGGCAGCGACUUCGGGCAUUCGGAAACCAGGCAGGAGAACCGCGCUGAAGGCAGCUACUUCGUCGUGUUACCUGACGGCACCAAGCAGGUGGUAGAAUACGAGGCCGACGAGCGUGGCUUCAAGCCCCGCAUCUCCGUGGAGCCGGCAGCAGGCUACGACGACAACGCCAACAACAUCGGUCGCUCCGGCGAUGGACCUUAUUAACAACCACAUAAAGACCAUUUUACUAUACCGCAAACCGAACAGGACCGAGGUCAUAUCACUAUCUCUCUCACUUUUACCAAGCGUGAAAGAGAAGUUUUACGAUCGCGGUCGUCAGUUUGGUUUGCGGAUAGUCGCUUUGGCUCCGGAUCGGAAUGCGUUACCAUGGUUGCUCAAAGUUCAGUUUUAAAAGUCGGUUCCAAUUUUAAACGAGUUUAGAAGGACGAGAUUCAGCGAGGCCGUAUAAUAUGUUAGACGGCAAAAAUACCUAUUACAAGUUACAUCAGGACUCAGUAUCGUUUCCGAAAUUAAAAAUUAAUUGUUAACGGGAUUUUAAAAUUGGUAUCGCUUUAGUGUUUUUGUUUGCAAUUUUUGUUACGAACUUUACGAACGACUAGCAGAAUACUCAUUUAUUUAUUAUUUUUAUAGCAAAUUGAAAAAAAAAUGUAUAAAAAAAGUACCUCAUAGUUUGUAAGUGGCUUGUGAUGUAGUGAUAAUUUAGUGCAAAUAAAUUUUUAUGACGUUA